Procambarus clarkii (red swamp crayfish) is the source of this 642-nucleotide messenger RNA. The record is from RefSeq and is a predicted model, not a curated record. Lineage: Eukaryota; Metazoa; Arthropoda; Malacostraca; Decapoda; Cambaridae.
AUGGCAGUAAUCUACUGGACCAUUCCUUCUCCAACUUCCACGCGGAAGACUAAAUUAUGGCACCCCUGCCCCAUCCCCCUCUACAGCACCCCUGCCCCAUCACCCUCUACAGCACCCCUACCCCAUCACCCUCUACAGCACCCCUGCCCCAUCCCCCUCUACAGCACCCCUCAUCCUCCCACCCCUCACCCCUACCCCAUCACCCUCUACAGCACCCCUGCCCCAUCCCCCUCUACAGCACCCCUGCCCCAUCACCCUCUACAGCACCCCUGCCCCAUCACCCUCUACAGCACCCCUGCCCCAUCACCCUCUACAGCAGCCCUGCUCCAUCAUCCUCUACAGCACCCCUGCCCCAUCCCCCUCUACAGCACCCCUGCCCCAUCACCCUCUACAGCACCCCUGCCCCAUCACCCUCUACAGCACCCCUGCCCCAUCACCCUCUACAGAACCCCUGCCCCAUCACCCUCUACAGCACCCCUGCCCCAUCACCCUCUACAGCACCCCUGCCCCCAUCACCCUCUACAGCACCCCUGCCCCAUCACCCUCUACAGCACCCCUGCCCCAUCACCCUCUACUGCACCCCUCCCCCCACUGCCGUCAGCUCAACCUGCUAACAGAGAUCCGAAGCACUCGACCAACUGA